AUGUCAGAAGAGUUCCUGCAGGCUCACAAUGAAUACCGUGGGCAGCAUGGAGCACCACCUCUUACACUGAAUCCCAAUCUAAAUCAUUCUGCUCAGGCAUGGGCUGAGAACUUGCUAUCGAUCAGAACCCUAAAACAUAGCAAUACCACCCAUGGAGAGAACCUGUACUAUAAAUACAGCUCACCACCCAAAAAAAUUACAGGGCGUGUAGCGGUGGACAACUGGUACAAUGAAAUUAAGAAAUAUGACUUCAAGAAACCAGGAUUCAGCUCUGGAAUAGGCCACUUCACACAGGUAGUAUGGAAGGACUCUAAGGAGCUGGGUGUCGGGGUGGCUACAGAUGGGACUACAACCUUUGUGGUGGGCCACUAUUCACCAGCAGGCAAUAUCAACAAUCCUGGCUACUUUGAGAAGAAUGUCCUACCUGUCCAUUAAUAUGUAUUAUUGCAUAAAUAAUUAACACAAAAUAAACAUUCCUGGGCAAGUCUUGAUUUCUGCAUGAUUUCCUCAUAAAAUAUUAGUUAAUCUUCAUGUAAUCUUAAAAAUACAUUUAACAAAUAACAUCCACGACAUGUUACAUUGCUAGGUUUGUAUUAAUCAAAUUGUUUAAUCAAUGUCUCUGGUGGAAA
This is a messenger RNA of Ictalurus furcatus (blue catfish), 629 nucleotides long. RefSeq names its product Golgi-associated plant pathogenesis-related protein 1-like. Bases 1 to 435 code for a protein of 144 amino acids. The record is from RefSeq and is a predicted model, not a curated record. Gene Ontology annotation, cellular component: extracellular region. NCBI's taxonomy places the organism in Eukaryota, Metazoa, Chordata, Actinopteri, Siluriformes, Ictaluridae. The transcript is spliced from 4 exons.